AAUGCGUAAAAGUGAAGAGGCAGUCUGGUAUAAAUAUAAACGCCCACAGAGCGGAAUUCACUUCGGCAGAUUCGAUUAUUUUUUUAGGGUGACUUUUUUUAUAUAUAUAUAUAUAUACUCAACUGCAUUUAUAUUUUAUUAUAUACAGUUUCUGAAUUUUGAUAAGUGACAGUAAACAUAUGGGUGUAUGCAAACAAAAGUGUUGCUCUAAUUAUACUGAAAUAUUUUUGUGAUCAGAUCUAUUAUCGUUUUACGAAAUAACCUUGCUAACUGGUCGAUUAAUCUAUAUAUUUGACUCACCAAAGAACAUCCAUAAUAAGCUUACUGGAAUUCUUUGAAGGUUCACUAUUCACUCGGCUGCUAUAAUUUACAUGCCACUAUGAUUUCUCGCUCUUUGAUACUACGUUUCUCGCACUCCCGCAAUGUUUUAUUUCCCAGAGUAAAUUUAUUUCACAAACAAUAUCACAGCAGGUUUUCAAACGCACCUAAAUAUCGUCUUUCCUGUCCGGGACCUUGGAAUAUUUGUAAACAACAGCUUUCACGCAAUGCACCGUUUUCAACCGAUUCUUCCGAGCAAUUUCGACAAUUAACCGACCAAGAUGUUAUUUUCAGACAGCUGCUUGACUACCGUUCUUAUACAUACUCCUACAUCCUUGCUGAUGCUUCUAGCAAAGAAGGUGUUCUUAUUGAUCCUGUUUUGGACAAUGUCAACCGAGACCUUCAAAUCAUAAAAGACUUAGGAAUUAAUCUUACAAUUGUUGUCAACACCCAUGUCCAUGCUGACCACAUAACUGGAUCAGGCCUUCUGAAACAAAGUCUACCAAAUUGCAAAAGCUAUACUUCUAUCCAGUCUGGUGCAGUGGCUGAUAGAAAGUUUGAUCAUGGCAACCAUUUAACAUUUGGAAAAUAUGCUCUUGAAUGUCGUAGUACUCCUGGACACACAAACGGAUGUUACUCAUUUGUCUGGCAUGAAAACAGUAUGGUAUUUACUGGAGAUGCUGUCUUAAUUCGUGGUUGUGGACGAACAGAUUUUCAGCAAGGUUGUUCAGAAACGCUUUAUGAAUCUGUUCAUCGAGAAAUAUUCAGUCUUCCAAGUCACUACCGAAUCUAUCCAGCACAUGAUUACACAGGAAAUACAGUUAGUACUAUUGCGGAAGAAAAACAGUUGAACCCUCGUUUAAGACGAACAAAGGAGGAAUUUUUGGAAAUUAUGGCCAAUCUGAAACUACCAUACCCAAAUCAAAUUGACAAAGCAUUACCUGCUAACUUAUUGUGUGGACUUCAACCAGACCUGCCAUAAAACAGUCAUUAUAUACAUUUAUAUUUUAUUAGUGUGUGUACUCGAAAAAUAAACAAAAUCAAUUAAUUUC
This is a messenger RNA of Octopus bimaculoides (California two-spot octopus), 1370 nucleotides long. Its product is annotated as persulfide dioxygenase ETHE1, mitochondrial. The record is from RefSeq and is a predicted model, not a curated record. Lineage: Eukaryota; Metazoa; Mollusca; Cephalopoda; Octopoda; Octopodidae. Gene Ontology annotation, cellular component: mitochondrion. Gene Ontology annotation, molecular function: sulfur dioxygenase activity. Gene Ontology annotation, biological process: glutathione metabolic process; hydrogen sulfide metabolic process.